Wallemia mellicola CBS 633.66 is the source of this 318-nucleotide messenger RNA. RefSeq lists its product as hypothetical. Bases 1 to 318 code for a protein of 105 amino acids. The record is from RefSeq and is a predicted model, not a curated record. The transcript has 3 exons. Gene Ontology annotation, molecular function: structural constituent of cell wall. Gene Ontology annotation, cellular component: fungal-type cell wall. NCBI's taxonomy places the organism in Eukaryota, Fungi, Basidiomycota, Wallemiomycetes, Wallemiales, Wallemiaceae.
AUGAUCGCUCAAACUAUCUUCACCGCUGCUAUCGUCGCUGCUGCUUCAGCUGGCUGGGAAUCAAAGACUGGCUCAUGUAACACCGGCUCCAUCCAAUGUUGUGACCUUAACAAGAAGGUUCAAGACAGCACUGGUAAAAACGACGCUCUCAUCUCAACUGGUGACAUUGCUUCUCAAAUUGGUGUCCAAUGUGACCAAAUUCCAUUACUAAUUGGUAUUGCCAUCGAGGAUGAGUGCAAGAACACUCCAGUCUGUUGUGAAGGCUUUGACGAUGAAUCACUUAUCGGUCUUGGCUGUAACGCCCUCCCACUCAUCUAA